Molecule: messenger RNA, 4236 nt
Organism: Talaromyces proteolyticus
Lineage: Eukaryota; Fungi; Ascomycota; Eurotiomycetes; Eurotiales; Trichocomaceae
Product: putative sensor histidine kinase/response regulator
Exons: 2
Coding region: 1-4236 (1411 amino acids)
Biological process (GO): detection of visible light; phosphorelay signal transduction system; regulation of DNA-templated transcription
Molecular function (GO): protein binding; phosphorelay sensor kinase activity
Source: RefSeq, a predicted model, not a curated record
AUGGCGUCUCCCACACCUCCGGGCGACACGCCAUCGCCAGUGAACCCUGCUACGGAAGACGCGGACCAACAAGCUUCCGCUUCACCUCAAUCUUCUCCUACCAGCGCGAAGCCCAAGUUCUCCCGUCUGAGCCUCGACACCCCCGACCGAGUCUUCCCCAUCCGAUCGGUCAUUUCCGUUGAUCCAACCGUCUCGAAUCGCUCGACUUCACAGUCGCCUCCACCGCAAUCACAUAAUCCCCCACAACAUUCAAGUCGUGCUUUCUCUCCAAAAAGGGAAGACUCGCGGGAAUACUCGAUUGAUGAAACAGUGUGGAGUCAGAUACACCAGUCUCAGAAGGACGAUGAAGGGCUUGCACGGACUACAUCGGAUGUCUCUCAUCCGUUGAGGAAUGCCUCAGAGCAAGAGGUAGCUACGAAUAUAACGGAGGAAAAGGCGUCUGGGUUAACGGCAAAGCACCCAGCUCUGGAUAACAUCCCGGGGCAUCUUUCUAGCGACGGGGCCAGUUUCACAUCGAGUGCGGACGGCGGUGUUCCUGUGGCCAGUCAAGACCCCCCGCGCAGUACCACACAAGCACAAGACGAGCUCGAUCUUGUGACCUCUCGAUUUCAACACGUUGUGACCGAAGCAGGCCAUGCUAUCAUCACAGGACGAGAUGGUGCUAAUUUUCAAUAUUGUGAAGAUGAACCAAUUCAUAUUCCUGGCGCAGUACAAAGUUUUGGAGCCUUAAUUGCUCUCGAGGAGGAAUCUGAAGGGAAAUUGGUUGUUCGUGUUGCUAGUGAAAAUUCUGCGUCAUUGAUCGGUUAUACACCCAAACAGCUUUUUGCCUUGGGAAGUUUCACCGAUAUUCUGUCAGAGGAGCAAGAAGAUAAUAUUUUAGACCAUAUUGACUUUAUUCGAGAUGAAGCAUGUGAUCCACGCGUACAUGGACCGGAAGUUUUUAUAUUAUCUAUCGCCAACCCUGCUGGAGAGAUGAAGAAAUUUUGGUGUGCCAUGCAUGUCAAUGACGCCAAUAAAAACUUGAUCAUCUGUGAAUUUGAGUUCGAGGACGACCUCGUCAAUCCAUUGAACGUUUCCGGGCAAACCACUCCUGAUGCGCCGUCUGAUACUCUGGGAAUCGACCCAUCACCAGAGGAAUUAGCAGCUAGCACAAUCAACAUGAGCCGCCCUCUGCGUGUGCUGCGCAAUGCUCGUAGAGGGAAAGGCGAAGCCGCAGCGAUGAAGGUUUUUAACAUCUUGACUCAAAUUCAAGAACAGCUGUCGGCAGCUUCCACACUCGAUUUGCUCUUAAACACUGCAGCGGGACUGGUUAAGGAGUUGACUGGCUUUCAUCGGAUCAUGAUCUACCAGUUUGAUAGCAGCUGGAAUGGCAUGGUUGUUGCUGAGUUGGUGGACACGAAGGCUACCAAAGAUCUAUACAAGGGACUUCAUUUCCCUGCGUCGGAUAUCCCAAAACAAGCACGUGAGCUAUACAAAAUUAACAAGGUUAGGCUUUUAUAUGACCGAGACUUGGUUACUUCGCGGCUUGUCUGUCGGACUGUGAAAGAUCUUGAAACUCCGUUGGAUAUGACCCAUGCCUAUUUACGAGCCAUGUCUCCCAUUCAUAUUAAAUACCUAAGUCACAUGGACGUACGUGCUUCUAUGUCAACCAGCAUAGUCGCCUUCAACGAACUAUGGGGGUUGAUAACUUGUCACUCGUACGGCGCUUCUGGCAUGCGAGUAUCGUUUCCUGUGCGCAAAAUGUGUCGUUUGAUUGGCGACACGGUCUCUCGCAAUAUCGAAAGAUUAUCUUAUACUUCUCGCCUUCAGGCCCGCAAGUUAAUCAACACUAUCCCUACCGAAACAAAUCCAUCAGGAUACAUUAUUGCUUCUUCCGACGACUUGUUGAAACUCUUUGAUGCCGAUUACGGCGCACUUUCUAUCCGCGACGAGACCAAGAUACUGGGUCGUCUUACUCACUCUCAUGAAGUUUUAGCUUUGCUCGAAUAUUUGAAAGUGCGCCAGUUAAGUUCUGUCAUGGCAUCACACGACGUGAACAGGGAUUUCCCGGACCUACGGUAUCCCCCAGGAUUCAAGCAUAUUUCAGGCCUUCUUUAUGUCCCACUCUCUGCAGGCGGCAAAGAUUUUAUUGUUUUCUUCAGACGCGGUCAAUUAACCGAGAUUAAAUGGGCAGGCAACCCUUACGAGAAGAAAAUGAGGUCAGGAACUUCGGGCUAUCUCGAGCCUAGGCAAAGUUUUCAAACCUGGCGUGAAACGGUGAUGAGUCGUUCACGAGAGUGGACAGAGACCGAUGUGGAAACUGCAGCAGUUCUAUGUCUUGUGUAUGGAAAAUUCAUUGAAGUGUGGCGUCAAAAAGAGGCUGCCAUGCAGAACACUCAGCUCACGAAAUUGCUACUAGCCAACUCAGCACACGAAGUGCGAACACCAUUAAAUGCGAUAAUCAAUCAUCUUGAAAUCGCGUUAGAAGGAAGCUUGGAUUCCGAAACACGCGACAAUCUUGCCAGAUCUCAUUCGGCUUCCAAGUCAUUGAUCUAUGUCCUUAAUGAUUUACUAGAUCUGACGAACACUGAAAAGGGCCAGAAUCUCAUCAAAGAUGAGAUUUUUGACCUGACUGCUACUUUCACGGAAGCAACAGAUAUGUUUGAUUGCGAGGCAAAGCGCAAGAAUAUUACUUACAAUGUUAAGGUAUAUCCUGGUGUGCCCAAAUCGGUAUUCGGCGAUCAGCGCCGUAUUCGUCAAGUGAUUGUAAACCUCAUCUCUAAUGCUAUUCAACAUACCGAGUCAGGCUCUGUAUCGGUCGAAAUGUGGCGCUCCCCAGUGCAGAGCGCACAACCUAUCGACGACCAGGAAAAAACUUUCGCGGAUGUUGAAGUAACUGUCCACGACACUGGAUCCGGCAUGUCCCAGGCUACCAUUGACAAUCUAUUUCGAAAUUUCGAGCAGGUGUCAUCCGAAGACGAGAGUUAUUAUUAUGAGAAAGACAGCGCUGAAGAUUCACCCGAAGGUGGUGAGAAACGUGUUUUGGGUCUUGGAUUGGCAUUGGUUGCUAGAAUCAUACGCAAUAUGCACGGGCAAUUGAGCGUAAAAUCUGAGGAGGGCGCAGGCAGUCGAUUUAAAAUGAUGCUGAAGUUCCCUGUGCCUUCGGAUGAACACACACAGGACCGUAUAGAACAGGAGGACUCUGGCCUACCAUCUACACCACCGGUGACGAAGGGUGAGGUUCUAUUAGUCGAUAGCAACGUACGACCAAAGGCCAACACGCGAAGAUACAGCGCUGAAAGUAACCGAAGCGGCGGCAGCAUGGGCAGCUCGCGAAGUGGUCGAAGCGAGGCCGAUCGCCUCAUCAGUGCCAUUCAGGAGCCCGCGUUGGUUAGCAAACCCGAAUCAUCUGAGCCUCGCAGGAGUAAACACAGCAGCCCCGAAAGCAGCUUCAGUAAAUCUCGCAGUUUUGACAUGUCUACAUUAGCAAUCGCUAGUCCUGAAAGCCGCAAAAAUUCUGGCCCAAUCAGUCUUCCCAGCCCAGAUUUGCGUCAUAGGAUUUCCCUUGGUUCUCCUCCUAUACCAGGACAAGAGCCAGUCACCGAUUCAGGGGUUCCGAUAAGUGCAUUGCGAGUUGAUGAAACGCAAGUCGAGAGACCUGCGUCCCCUAAACGGAUUGCUACUCGAGACAGAGCCGAGUCUAAUGCAGUCCUAUCAGAGGGCUCUAUUACUGAGCUCACAUCCCCGGUUGGAACUGGAUCGGAUAUGUUUCAAUUCGUGAAGUUGCAUGUGCUUAUUGCUGAAGAUGAUCCGGUGAAUAGUAAGAUUAUACAGAAGCGAUUCCAGCGAUUGGGGCAUUCGGUAUACUUGACUGUCAAUGGAGAAGAGUGUGUUACUGCUUACAAGGCGAACCCGAAGCAGUACGAUGUGGUACUGAUGGACAUUCAGAUGCCUAUUGUGGAUGGGAUGGGUGCAACCAAGAUGAUCCGAGAAUUCGAACAAAAGUCUUCCGAAAGCACCAUGUCCGAGAAGGCGAAGCCAUUUGGUCGAGUUCCCAUAUUUGCAGUUUCGGCGUCUCUCGUUGAGAGAGACGCUCAGAAGUACAUUGAUACUGGGUUUGAUGGAUACAUCAUGAAACCGAUUGACUUCAAACGUGUUAAUUCUCUUCUGUGCGGUCUUCAAGGAGAACAACAAGAACGAGAUGCCCUGACCUAUGUCCCGGGCAAUUGGGAGCACGGUGGCUGGUUUAACCAAUAG